Molecule: messenger RNA, 1041 nt
Organism: Gossypium arboreum
Lineage: Eukaryota; Viridiplantae; Streptophyta; Magnoliopsida; Malvales; Malvaceae
Product: receptor-like kinase TMK4
Exons: 1
Coding region: 1-1041 (346 amino acids)
Molecular function (GO): protein binding
Source: RefSeq, a predicted model, not a curated record
AUGACUCCACUUCCAUGGCCAAGCUUGCUGCGGCUCUUAAUCCUUUUGCCGUGGACUUGGUCCACCAAUUCAUCUUCUUCUUAUUGUGAAUGGACUUAUGUCAAAUGCGACAGUUCCAAGCACGUUCUAGAGAUUGACCUCCAAGCCAGGACUCUCAGUGGUUCUUUGCCAUCCCAAUUCCCUCCUUUCCCUUUCCUUCAAGUCCUUGAUCUUUCAAAGAAUAAGUUAACUGGUUCUCUUCCUUCUUUAAACAAACUCCCUUUCUUGAAGAGACUUUACCUAAAUAUCAACAACUUCACAAGAAUCCCGCCAGGCUUUUUUCAAGGACUGUCUAGCAGUUUGCAGCUCUUGAUGCUUGGUGGUAAUCCCUUUCUCAGUACCUGGAUGAUACCCCUUGAAUUAACCAAGUUGGGCAAUCUUACAGCAUUCUCUGCUUAUAAUACAAAUUUGGGAGGUUCUAUUCCAGACAUUUUCUAUUCUCUAGCUUUAACAAAUCUGAGCCUUCAUGACAAUAACCUGACUGGAUCUUUGCCACCCUCCUUUUCGAGAUCCCAGAUUAAAGAUUUGCAGCUCCAAAAUCAGCAGGUAGGGCUGACAGGAACCAUUGAUCUAUUGUCAAGCAUGACUUCUUUGUACGGUGUUAACCUAGGAUUCAAUCAAUUUACAGGCCCCAUCCCGGAUUUAUCUAAUUGCAAAAGUUUGGAAUUAUUAGACUUGCGUAACAAUAAUCUCACAGGAGUUUUCCCCCGAUCUCUAGCUUCUCAUCCUAGUUUAGUAGUCAUCUUCUUCGAUGACAACAAGUUGCAGGGCCCUUUCCCAAUUUAUAUGUUCCUUCAUAAGUUUGCCAGUGUCGACAAUAAUAAUUUCUGCACAAACACAGCAGGCUCGUGUGAUAGUCAAGUUACAAUAUUGCUUGAGAUUGCGAGCGCUUGGAUGUAUCCUUAUGAGUUAUCCGUAGCUUGGGAAGGAAAUGAUGCAUGUAAAAGUUGGUCAUUUGUGACAUGCGACUCAGAGAAAAAUAUUACAGUAAUCGAUCUUUAG